AUGACUUCCUUCGGGCAUCGCGGGCAUCUCAGCCAGUCGUUCCAGAGACUUCGCUCUUUUCAUCUAACUCCUCGGGAACAAAGCGAUGUCCCACCAUCAGCUGCUGCGACAGCUUGUCCAUCUACGCCUCCUGCUGCCUCCCCAAAAUCCCGCUCUGCUAUCCCUCUGCUCCAUGGCCAGGCGUCGACUUCGAUACCUCAAAGCUUCAAACUUGGCAUGUGUAUCAUUCUUUCUCUUGUCUUCAUUGGCACCAUAUCAUGCGUAUUCAAUGGUGCUGAUGCAGGAGAUCCGCCUUUCAAGAAUAUGUUGGACAACGUUAGUCCUGGUAUUGUUCUGAUCGGUGACAACGUCGAUGUAGAUGUUGACGAGCCUUCUAUUACUAUUCGGUGGUCUAUCAUGGCGUGUGGACAGGCCAAUGUGCUCCCAGGUUCAGAGGGUUCGCAUGGUAGCCAGAACUGCGGGCUUCCCAAUGAGCUUGUAUACAUAUACGUCGACGGGUCUGUGUCUUCGUCCCCAACAGCCACCUACAAUCCUACCGAAAUACCAUUCAACAAAGAUACUGGGCUACGGAGAAACAUACAGAACCUUGUGCAAUUCGAUAGCGACCACGUCCUCGACGUGAGCAAAGCCCGGCUCUAUCCGUUUGACACAUAUUACCUCUCAAGCACCCUGCAUGCCGUAUCGGGGACGACCAACCAAACUUUGACUAUAAGCAAACUCGCUACGAUGGCGCUGACAGCAAGCUUCGACAUCGACUCGACAGAUGUGGAGAGCUACUCGGACUUGGCUGAUGGCACGAGACUUCCGACAAGAGAUCUGGACAUGCACAUCAAUCGCCCGACGGAUGCCCGUGGAAUUGCGCUCUUGCUGUUCAUCGUCUCAUGGAUCUUAACACACGUCUGCAUCGGUCAUGUUAUCCUGGCCCGCCGGCUGCAUACCGCGAAACCCGUGCUCAAGCACCUUGUCUCUGUGGGGGCAAUGCUUGUGGCACUCCCACAGCUGAGGAACAGCAUGCCUGACGCGCCAGGUUUGGAUGGAUUUUUAAUUGGUGUGCCUCCUUCCUUUUGCCUUCUCUUUGCCUUAACCGUUUCUGCAGACACGAUCGGAUUCUUCCCACAAAUGGUCAUCGUGGGGAUGUGCAUAAUUAUUUUACUCCUUGUUGUCGUUUCGAGAGAGAUGCAUGCCAGGACGCGGGAAGGCUCUGCGCUCCCACCCCGAUCAAUGACCGUGUUCAAGGGGAACGUACCGCCACCCCCCAAGGUGCCGACGACAUCGAUGGAGAUGGCCCCUUAUGAGAUGUACAGGCUGAUGAAGCACUUGAAAGGACAGUAUGUCUUUCCUCCGGUUUCGCCUCCUGCUUUCCCUACGCAGAAAACAGGCCUGAAGAAGCAUCGGCGGUACAUGACGACGAUGGGGCCAAUAUCGGAAUGCUGA
This is a messenger RNA of Guyanagaster necrorhizus, 1434 nucleotides long. RefSeq lists its product as uncharacterized. The transcript is spliced from 4 exons. Lineage: Eukaryota; Fungi; Basidiomycota; Agaricomycetes; Agaricales; Physalacriaceae. The record is from RefSeq and is a predicted model, not a curated record. Bases 1 to 1434 code for a protein of 477 amino acids.